Enhydra lutris kenyoni (northern sea otter) is the source of this 4511-nucleotide messenger RNA. Its product is annotated as partner and localizer of BRCA2. Bases 1026 to 4238 code for a protein of 1070 amino acids. Gene Ontology annotation, molecular function: protein binding; DNA binding. The transcript is spliced from 11 exons. Gene Ontology annotation, cellular component: nucleoplasm. NCBI's taxonomy places the organism in Eukaryota, Metazoa, Chordata, Mammalia, Carnivora, Mustelidae. The record is from RefSeq and is a predicted model, not a curated record. Gene Ontology annotation, biological process: double-strand break repair via homologous recombination.
UUGAUCAUGCCAUUUAUAACUGUGUGAUCUUGGACAAAUUGCUUUUCCUCUGAUCUUCCCAAAGCUAACUCCUUCCUCCUUUAGUUCCGGGCUUCAAUGGUAGUCCUCAGAAAUUCCUCUCUGGCCACGCUACCUAAAGUAGCUCAGGCACUCUCACAUCUCCCUGUUGAUCUGGGUAUAGAGUACCAUGUGAUAUCCUCUUGUCUGUGUAUUCAUUUUCUUAUUAAUUAUCUGUAUCCCUCACUUGUUAAGCUUGACGACCCUAGUUCUAGCAUCCGAGACCAUAACUGAGAGUGGUUAUCAGUUGUUGUUUCAGGUACUACAGAUACCGGGACCAUUAACUGACAAGAGAUUCAUUUGUUGGAUGAAUGUCUGAGGAUGACAGCUCCUGCCACCUUCAGGGAUCUCACAGUGAGAUGGAAGGAAACAGAAGUAAACAGACAGCAGAGUAUAUAAUAAGUAUUGUGAUAAAGGAAGCACAGCAGAGAGGUGGAAUGUCCCACCUGGAUUUCAGGAAGGACCUAGAAUAAAAAUCGAAGUUGAGGCUUGAGGAAUCAGUAGGACUUAGCAAAAUGAUUUGGGGAGGAAAUGCUCCAUGUGGUAGGAAGUGUUUAGGUCAAGGUGCUUAGGUGUUAGAGAGCUUGGUGCUUUGUGAAAACUGGGAGAAAUGUGGAACCUGCUACUUCCUCUUCUAUCUGUUGCAGAGGGACCUGCUAAGCACUGCUUACUCGGGUCUGAUAGGCACUGUAUCCCUUCUCUCUGACUCCUCCUUUCUACAUGCUCAGUAUUGUUUGCUGUUUUUCUUCUUCCAGUUGAAGGAAAAAUUAGCAUUCUUGAAAAGGGAAUACAGCAAGACACUGGCCCGCCUUCAGCGUGCCCAAAGAGCUGAGAAGGUUAAGAAUUCUGUUAAGAAAACAGUGGAAGAACAUGAUUGCUUGCUCCAGCAGGAAAUUUCACCACAGCCGAACCACUCAGAACAUAAAAAUAAAAGAUCUCCUUAUGACACAUUACAAAUCAACACCCAUAUGGAUGAAGAAACUGGAGAAAAGACACCUAUCACACUUGACGUUGAACCUGAGUCCUUCAACCCUGGACAUGGCCCUGUGGAGGAACUACAUAUACAAAGAACAGGUGAUAUCCAGGAACAUUUUCCCUACCAGGUCAGUGGCUCUGGUGCUGAGAAAAGGCAGAGUAAGCUUCCAGGGAGAAGAAAAAAGCAGCAGAAGAGAACAUAUACUGCAGAGGCAGGAGAAUCUUUCUUUGACGCGGAUUCAUUCCUACUCUCUGAGAAAAGACUAAAGAAACAGGAGGAAAUCAAUAGAGAAAAUCCUAGGACACCUGUAAAUGAAAGAACUUGUCGUUCAGGUUCUACGUCUGACAUUCCUGGUUCUCCAGAACCAGUGACAGAAACUAACGUAAGGGGUAUAUUAAUUCCACCAACUGCCAAACCACAAAGAGGUGUCAGUGCUCUAAUAGGAGGAAAUAAUUUCUCCAGGGUUCCUACGGUUGCUUCAUUUACUCUGUCAAAUAGCAGUAGUGGUCAGCACCUUGAACAUAAGCCUCCUAAAGGUGACUGUGAACUCACUCCUCACAAUAUAAAAAACAUUAACCCUGCUUCACCUGUAAACCUAGAGGCACAAGGCAGAAGCAUGACGGUCUCUACAGAUAACUCAGAGGUAAACAAAGCUGUAAGUGCAAGUGGCCAGCUGCCUAGAAGUCCUGACUUAGAGGCAGAUAAUUCAUACUCUGUAAAUGAACUCAUUUAUGGUAACUUACCAGCAAAUGAAAACCAAAACUUAAAAGGACAGAAUCACACAGAGGAGUCUUUACCAUCUCCCCAUAACACUCUUGAAUGUAGAAAUGAAAGUCUUCAGGAAAGUGAGGUUUUAAGUCAAUCUACGAGUCUUAGCCCAGAAGUAAUCUCCCCUGCUUCUGCAGAAGGUCAAACACAUUCUUGUACAAUGGUCGAAGGCCUUCUGUUUCCCGCAGAGUAUUACGUUAGAACGACACGACGCAUGUCAAACUGCCAGAGGAAAGUAGCCCUGCAGGCUGUCAUUCAGAGGCAUUUGGGUGUCAGAAAGAAAGGUUUUAAAAAUAAAAGUAAGGAGGAAACUAUAAAUUUAAACCUUUGCAGUGAAGAAACUGACCAGAGUGAAAUUAGGACAUCUGACACACACACAAGACAACUAAGUUCAAGAAAACCUGAGAAAUGUCUCUUGUUAACGGAGGUCAACUCUCCCACUGGGCCUACUGAAGCUAACCUUCCCAGGAAGGCAGUUACCCAGCCAUCUGGUAGAAGACACGGAGGAAAAAGAAAGACAGUUUCUCCACCUGUAUUAGAUCAUCAUCAACUACUUUUGCCAACUCCUGGCACAGCAGGUGUUCAUAGAUCCAAGGAAGAAGUCACCUUACACGAAGAUCUGGAUGAAAAAGCAAUUCAUCAUGGUAAAAAGAGAAUUAAAGGGAAGGACAAUCAUUGUCCAAAAGAGGACUCCCUUUCUUCCAGAAAUAAUGCUUAUCUAGCUUUGGAUUCUGCUGCGUUCACGGCUUCGUUUCAGGAGAAUGAAAUGCUGAGUUUAAAGCAACUGUCAUCUUUUCUCAAAACUACAGACUUUCAGUUACCCGAUGAAAUCUUUGGACCUCUUAAACUUGAAAAACUGAAGUCCUGUUCAGAAAAAACAGAAAAAGUUGAGCCUUUUGUAUCAAACAUAUAUGGACAGAAACACCUUAAGGAGGGAAACUGUAGUGUUUUAGAAGAACUGAGUCCUAAACAAAUCAAUAUUGAAAUGGAGGACUUGGAAGAGGAAAUUAUUGUUCUCCCGGGAAAAGCACAAGCUAAAACGUCAGACCUAACAAGUCCGUCUCAGAAGAAGGGCCUUUCUUCAUCUAUAUUACUUUACACGCCUUUAAAUACUGGUGCCCCUGAGGAUAAUAACAGGCCCACAGCAGAGAUGUGCUCGCCCACUUUCCCCAUCUUAGGCACUACUCCAGCUUUUGGCUCCCAAGCACACUGUGAAAAAGUGUGUUCAGAGGUUGGGCCAACUUGCUCUAAACCCCAGCUUCCUCACUUAGAAGACAGUGAUCGGAAACAAUGCGACGGUUGGGCCAGCCCAUCAAAAUCAGAUGGCAGCCUGGUUGUGUCAGGUAGAGGACAGCCUUCCUGUGACUGUGAUUCUGGUCCCCAGGCAACCCCUUUUCCCACCGGGUCAGUCACUCUCAAAGACAAUCAGCUGUGUGGAAAUACACACCCAGAGUCAUGGAAACAGAAUCCUUCCAGUUCCUGCUCGGUGGAUGUGAGUGCCACAUGGUGGGAAAUAGCAGGUUUCAAGGAGCCGUGUAUCAUAACUGCCUGUGAAUACGUGGUUUCUCUCUGGAAACCACUUGAUACUUGGCAGUGGGAAAAACUUUAUUCCUGGCAAUUCACAGAGGUUCCAGUAUUACAGAUAGUUCCAGUGCCUGAUGUUUGUAAUCUCGUGUGUGUGGCUUUGGGAAAUUUGGAAAUCAGAGAAAUCAGGGCAUUAAUUUGUUCCUCUGAUGGUAAACGUGAAAAGCAAGUACUACUGAGUUCUGGAAAUAUAAAAGCUGUGCUUGGCCUGACAGAGAGGAGGCUAGUCAGUAGCAGUGGGACCCUUUGUGACCAACAAGUAGAAAUCAUGACAUUUGCAGAAGAUGGAGGAAGCAAAGAAAAAAGAUUUUUGAUGUCCCCUGAAGAGACUGUACUAACUUUUGCUGAGGUCCAAGGGAUGCAGGAAGCUCUGCUUGGUACCACUAUAAUGAACAACAUUGUUAUUUGGAAUUUAAAAACUGGUCAGCUCCUGAAAAAGAUGCACAUUGGUGAUUCCUACCAAGCUUCUGUCUGUCACAAAGCCUAUUCUGAAAUGGGGCUCCUGUUCGUUGUUCUGAGCCAUCCUUGUGCCAAGGAGAGUGAGCCGCUGGGAAGCCCCGUGUUUCAGCUGAUCGUAAUUAACCCUAAGACAAGCCUGAGUGUGGGUGUGAUGCUGUACUGUCUUCCUCAAGGGCACGCUGGAAGGUUCCUGGAGGGGGAUGUGAAAGAUCAUUUUGCAGCCGCAGUAUUGACUUCUGGAACAAUUGCCAUUUGGGACUUACUUCUGGGUCACUGUACUGCUCUCCUCCCACCUGUCUCUGAUCAGCAUUGGUCUUUUGUGAAAUGGUCAGGUACAGAUUCCCAUUUGCUGGCUGGACAAAAAGAUGGAAAUAUAUUUGUGUACCACUACUAAUAAGAUAAGAUGAGAACACAGCAUUCUGGAUUUUUUGACCAGUUAGUACUUUUUAGAGUUGUAAUGUAAAGAAUAUCUGGGAGACAUUUAAAAUAAUUACUUAUAUUCAUUUAGACACAUUUUUUAUUCUGUUGGUAGUGGCACCACUGAUCUUGAAUGUUCAUUUAGAUUUACUUUGGGAGAAAUGAUUUUAGGCUGAUUUUUGUAAUUCCUCACAUCUGCACAUUUGCUUUUAAUGGUGUACAUAAAGCUUCGGAUAUUAAUAAAUAUUUA